AAACAUAAAACAAAAGAUUGUCCUUGUUUUUUUUCAACAAUUACUUUCCAAAAAAAUGAAGUUUAAAACAUACGUAACUAAGGAUCCAGUACAUAAAACUGCGAUAUCUUGCAUAGAUUGGAGCAACAAUGAGGAAGUAUAUUCCGCUGGUGACGAACAUCAAAUUUACAAAUGGACAUCUACAACACGGGAGUCGGUGGAAGUUGCAAAAUUACCUGAUGAUUUCACACCUACCGACUUCCAUUGGUUGCUUGGGAAAUCCGGUGGCCAAAAGGGUACCGAUUCUUUGUUGGUCACCAGCAACGAUGGAAGGUUCAUCAUUUUGAAUAAAAGUGCACGAGUUGAAAGGAAUAUCAAUGCCCAUUCCAUGUCCAUAACAUCGGGUCGAUGGAGUCCUGAUGGUGCUGGAUUGUUAACUGCCAGUGAGGAUGGAAUUAUAAAAAUCUGGUCCAGAUCAGGUAUGUUGCGGUCGACAGUAGUGCAAAGCGAUGAGCCAGUGCGAUGCGCAAGAUGGUCACCAACAUCAUCUGCAAUCGCCUAUUGCCAGGGCAAUUCAAUAUCAAUCAAACCUUUGGCAGCCAACAGUAAAAUCAUGAAGUGGAGAGCUCACGACGGUUUAGUCCUUUGCCUAGACUGGUGUAGUCAAACCCAAUACUUAGCUUCUGGCGGUGAAGAUUUCCGAUAUAAGAUUUGGGACUCACAAGGAGCCAACAUUUACACGAGUACCGCAGAUGAGUAUGGAAUCACUUCUAUUGAAUUCUGCCCCAAUAGUGAUAUUUUGGCGGUUGGGAGUUUCAAUAUUUUGAAAUUGUGCAGCAACACAGGAUGGUCCUACAAUAACGCUCGUUUCAAUGCAUCACCAGUCGGUUCGAUAUAUAGCAUAGCUUGGUCCCCGGAUGGAACCCAAGUAGCCUGCGGUAGUUCGAGUGGGAAUAUCGUUUUUGGACAUGUAAUCGAGCGUCAGCUUAUUUCUAAAAAUUUGAAGGUCACAACUACGGGCAGGAAGUCUAUCCUCUAUCAGGACAUCACUGGUUCGACGAGCGAUGUGCUAGAUUUUCCUGAUCGAAUUAUAAACUGGGCUAUCGGCUAUGGCCAUUUGAUAGUGGCUACCCCGAAUCAGAUUCAUAUCUUCAAUGAGAACUAUAUCAAUACUCCUAUAAUUGUGGAUGGAAGGACUGAUACGAGAAUUAUUGAAAUCGGAAAAAAAUUCUUUCUAGUGGUUGAUUCUUCGUCGAUUUGGGUCUACACAUACACAGGGAGACUGCAUUUGAAUCCGCGAUUUCCAGGUUCUCAAGCGCAGAUUGUUGGACUUAACAAAAGCAUCAUCUCUCUAGGUCUAGAUUGCUUAGCCGUAAGAGAUUCCGCAGAUCAAUCUGUAAUCUACGCAUUUGACCUAUUACCUGGAGCAUCUCGUCAAACCGAGCCAUCAGCGAUUCACUCUAAAACUGGAAUAAAUGAAAUUGCAGUCUCUCGUUCCGGAACCCCAGAGGAUCAGUAUAUAGUUUUCCUAGAUGUAAACAGGGAACUUUAUAUCUCGCCGACCCAGAAUGGGGACGAUAACUCCAUUCACAAAAUCGGAACUCAAGUCAUAUCUGUUAUGUGGUCCAGCGAAGCAAAUAUACUAGUUGGAUUGCACGACGCUUACUACAGUAUAUGGUACUGUCCUGGAGAAGGAAGUUCAGAUCCAUCCUUAAUUGCCCUAACAACUGUAACCAUGGACUCAACUGAAUUCGGCAAAAAUAUAGCACUGGAGUCAUUUGUCGGUCCUUUUAUUACCAUAAAAAGUUCAGGGACUUUGUAUACAGUUAAUGCGAAUAUAUAUUGUGAAAUUAUGCAUCGAAUGAUUAUUGAGGGUCAGUGGAAUAAAGCACUGAAAAUAUGCAGAUUAGCGCAAAAUACAAUACUUUGGGCUGCUCUGGCUGCCAUUGCUACGAAAAAGCGACAACUGGAUAUAAGUGAGGAAGCUUAUUCAGCUGCCUUACAAAUUGAUAAAGUCAGUUAUUUGCAGUAUAUAAAGGGAUUACCAAAUUCGAGCCCCGAGCAAAUGGCGGAGAAUUCUCUCAUGAUGGGUCGUUUGGUUGAAGCUGAAACUCUUUUGCUUCACAAUAAAAAAUACAAGGAAGCAAUGAACUUAUGCAUUCGGAUGCAUAACUGGGAUCGGGCGUUGGAUAUUGCAAAGAAAAAUAACGUUGAAAUGGAUUUGAUCCUUGGUGAACGCAAGAAGUAUUUGAUGGCUUUAGGUCGUGAGGAAAAUAAUGAAAAAUUUUUAGAGUUAAAUAAAUAA
Messenger RNA from Hermetia illucens (black soldier fly), 2284 nucleotides. RefSeq names its product intraflagellar transport protein 80 homolog (gene Oseg5). Gene Ontology annotation, molecular function: protein binding. Gene Ontology annotation, cellular component: cilium; centrosome; intraciliary transport particle B. The record is from RefSeq and is a predicted model, not a curated record. The transcript has 9 exons. Bases 56 to 2284 code for a protein of 742 amino acids. Lineage: Eukaryota; Metazoa; Arthropoda; Insecta; Diptera; Stratiomyidae. Gene Ontology annotation, biological process: cilium assembly.